GCGCUGCGUAUUCGCUUCAGUUGCCUUCUUCGCGUCGCUCCCAGCUCCCGGCUUGAUUCCAGACGCAGCAAAAUCAUAAAAGUCACAUUUUGAAACUUUCACGAUGAGGGAAAUUGUGCAUCUGCAGGCUGGACAAUGUGGUAAUCAAGUUGGUGCCAAGUUUUGGGAAGUCAUCUCCGAGGAGCACGGCAUCGAUCCGAGCGGAAUGUACAUGGGUCAAAGCGAUCUGCAAUUGGAGCGCAUCAAUGUCUACUACAAUGAAGCCUCAGUUGCUUCGCAGCACAGUGGAGGAAAAUACGUCCCUCGUGCCAUUUUAUUGGACCUUGAACCCGGGACCAUGGACGCCGUGCGUUCUGGUACCUACGGAAGACUUUUCCGUCCGGAUAACUUCGUUUUCGGCCAAUCAGGCGCUGGUAACAACUGGGCCAAAGGCCAUUACACCGAAGGAGCUGAAUUAGUCGAUGCGGUACUUGAUGUUGUCCGCAAGGAAGCAGAAAACUGCGAUUGUCUCCAAGGUUUCCAACUUACCCACUCCCUGGGUGGGGGUACCGGUUCCGGAAUGGGUACCUUAUUGAUUUCUAAAAUCCGUGAGGAAUACCCCGAUAGGAUUAUGAACACCUAUUCAGUAAUGCCGAGUCCAAAGGUGUCUGACACUGUCGUGGAACCCUAUAAUGCUACACUCUCAGUGCAUCAACUCGUCGAGAACACCGACGAGACCUACUGCAUUGAUAACGAGGCGUUGUACGAUAUCUGCUUCCGCACGUUGAAGGUCCCCAACCCUAGCUAUGGCGACCUCAACCAUUUGGUAUCGCUGACCAUGUCCGGUGUGACGACCUGCCUCCGCUUCCCGGGCCAGCUCAACGCUGACCUUCGCAAACUCGCUGUUAAUAUGGUCCCAUUCCCGCGGCUGCACUUUUUCAUGCCUGGGUUUGCUCCGUUGACAUCUCGUGGCAGUCAACAGUAUCGUGCGCUUACUGUACCAGAGCUUACACAGCAAAUGUUUGAUGCUAAGAAUAUGAUGGCGGCGUGUGAUCCGCGACACGGGCGCUAUCUGACGGUAGCGGCUGUAUUCAGAGGACGUAUGUCAAUGAAGGAAGUUGAUGAACAGAUGUUGGCUGUUCAGAAUAAAAACAGCAGUUAUUUUGUUGAAUGGAUCCCGAAUAACGUCAAGACUGCUGUGUGUGACAUCCCGCCUGUGGGUUUGAAGAUGUCUUCGACUUUCAUUGGUAACACCACAGCAAUUCAGGAGUUAUUCAAGCGAAUUUCCGAACAAUUCGCCGCCAUGUUUAGACGUAAAGCUUUCUUGCAUUGGUACACUGGUGAAGGCAUGGAUGAAAUGGAAUUCACCGAGGCUGAGUCCAACAUGAAUGAUUUAGUUUCUGAAUAUCAGCAGUACCAAGAGGCCACUGCUGAUGAAGAGUACGAGGCUGAAGAGGAACCCGCCGCUGAUGAUUUUAACUGUUAGAUUUACUAUUCGAAAAUAUGUCGUUUAAACCAUUUUAUAGAGUGUCAUGGACUAGUCUAUUAUCAUCACUGUCUCACUUAUUAAUUUGUAGUUUCAUUUUUUUAAUCUCUGCCAAAGCAUGUCUUAUUUAUUUGAUUUUAUUCUUAGUUGUAUGUGUUAUUUUAAGCCUUUGGUUUUUUGUGUCUAGUUUUUUAUGUGUCAGUAAUUAUCAUUAUUAUUUUACGCAUUUAGAAUAUUUUUAAACGUUUUCAAACAUUUUUGUAUCGUUCAGAACUUAGACUGAUUUUUCUACGUUACUUUUGCGGACAAGAUUUAUUGUGUACGUUGUACGAUAAACUUGAUUAUUGAGUUUGUGUCAACAAUAAAUUUUGAUAAAAUUA
Molecule: messenger RNA, 1845 nt
Organism: Dalotia coriaria
Lineage: Eukaryota; Metazoa; Arthropoda; Insecta; Coleoptera; Staphylinidae
Product: tubulin beta chain-like
Exons: 3
Coding region: 104-1465 (453 amino acids)
Biological process (GO): microtubule cytoskeleton organization; mitotic cell cycle
Cellular component (GO): microtubule; cytoplasm
Molecular function (GO): GTP binding; GTPase activity; structural constituent of cytoskeleton
Source: RefSeq, a predicted model, not a curated record